AUGUACACAUUCAGUUUCAACAUUGCUCUUGGACCCAAACUGAUUAUGAUCGGCAAAAUGGUAACCAACGAUCUCAUUCCCUUCAUGAUUAUUUUGACAGUCAUUAUGGUAGGAUACGCAGUGGCUGCACAGUCUAUAGCUUACCCAAACGGUUUGUUUACAAAAGAAAACAUGACGCUUGGUUCAGAGAUUAAACACAUGACAUUCGCGGAUAUUAUCUUUGCCAUGUACACAACCGCCUACUUUCAAAUGUUUGGUGAUUUCAGUCUUGAUGCUCUUCAAGGUGAAGAUCGCACGUGCCAAAAUCACAUGUGCCCCACCAAGACAUCUCGAUGGCUUGUGCCGAUAAUGCUUGGAUUUUAUGUCUUGCUUACCAAUAUCCUCAUGUUCAAUCUUCUCAUCGCCAUGUUUUCGAAGACCUACGAGGAGAUCGAGAGUGCCUCUACCUAUUACUGGAAUUACCAACGCUACCAAAUGAUCAACGACUAUGUUCAUCGAUCUCCGCUUGUCCCUCCGAUUAUUAUCUUUUGGCACUUCUACGAAGCGUACAAAGCAAUCGGAGAUCGUUGCGCAAGUCUAAGGAACAGUGAAAACACAAAAAACAAUCCAUUUUGUGUUCGCUUCACUGAUUUGAAGAAGGAACGUGAGAUGGUCAAAUGGGAACAUAUGAAAGCUAUGGACUACCUGCGCGAGCCAUCUACAAAAGCUACUGGUAAACGAGGCGUUGCCGAGUCUCGUGCAGUUGUCUUUCGUGGUGGUGGUGCAGGAGGCGGCCCUGGGCAAGGACCGGUUUUGGAUUUGAAAAGCGAGAUGUCCAGCGUUACUGAGGGUAUUGGUAUGGAACUGGAAAAGCGGUUCAAAGAAAUUGAUACUCAAUUCCAACGCUUCAACGACGUCGAUUCAAGAUUAAAUGAUGUGGCUCAAAUGAUUUCCAACCUCGGAGAUGUAGUUCGUUCGGUGACUGAUACUCAACAGCGAAUAAUGAAACAAAUCAGUGAGCUGCCGACGUGUCAAUGCAACGAACUAUCUGACGAAGUGAUUCACACCCCAUCUGCUGGUCCGGUUGGGGAAACACGUAAGCGUACCAAACUCGAAAUCGCUGUACAGUCGGCGCUGGAAGCCGCCAAAGAUGUUCUUCGGCCUCCAACCCCUCCCCCACCACCGCCACCACCGCCUCCACCACCGAGGGAAUCACCCGUACUGCUGGCAGCACCGGUCCCUGGUUCGGAAGAAGAGUCCAGCGGGUCCGAAGAUACAGGCGAUCCAAAUGCGGAUGCGUUCAAAGCCCCAAUGGUUACAGAUGUACGAACGGGCAGAGUAAUCGAACGACUGGUCUCGGAACAUCGCCUAUGGCGAUUUGCCCCAUUCAAUUUUGAGAAAUAUCCAGGAAUGCGUAUGAAUGUACCACCUGAGAAGAUGGCGUGGACAACAGAAUACCCCGAUUAUUUUGCAUACGAUGCAUGUGAAGAAGUGUUGUUAUUCCCUUCGGAGGACGCACACGACGGCGAAAAUUUUACGCACGGGAACGUCGAUUUUACUUUUAAACACAGCGAAGAGCUGCGUAACAUCGCUUUCAACCAGUAUGAUACAAAGAACAAAAUACGGCGACAAAGUCUACUGGGUCGAUAUCGGCUGGAUCCAGCGACCGGAGCUCCUCUGAACCCGAUGGGACGAACAGGUCUGCUCG
Messenger RNA from Dicrocoelium dendriticum, 1687 nucleotides. The record is from the annotation of a GenBank genome assembly. Lineage: Eukaryota; Metazoa; Platyhelminthes; Trematoda; Plagiorchiida; Dicrocoeliidae.